Molecule: messenger RNA, 5068 nt
Organism: Talpa occidentalis (Iberian mole)
Lineage: Eukaryota; Metazoa; Chordata; Mammalia; Eulipotyphla; Talpidae
Gene: FRMD3
Product: FERM domain containing 3
Exons: 14
Coding region: 205-1995 (596 amino acids)
Cellular component (GO): cytoskeleton
Molecular function (GO): cytoskeletal protein binding
Source: RefSeq, a predicted model, not a curated record
AGGGAGGGAGGGAGAGAGGGAGGGACCCGCCCGCCGCGCCCCGGCCGCCAGGCAUGUGUGGCCACAGGCGCCGGUCGCCGCCGCUGUCCCGGGGCUGAGCCGCGCCUGGGUCUCCGGGACGGUGCGGGAGCGAGUGUGUGCGGCCGCCCGAGCCAGCUCCGAGCCGGCCCCGAGCCUCCCGCUUGCUCCCCCGGGCCGCGGUGCAUGUUCGCCUCCUGCCACUGUGUGCCGAGAGGGAGGAGAACCAUGAAAAUGAUCCACUUUCGGAGCUCCAGCAUCAAAUCACUCAACCAGGAGAUGAAAUGCACCAUCCGGCUGCUGGACGACUCGGAGAUCUCGUGCCACAUCCAGAGGGAGACGAAAGGGCAGUUUCUCAUCGAUCACAUCUGCAACUACUAUAGCCUACUGGAGAAGGAUUACUUUGGCAUUCGUUAUGUGGACCCAGAGAAGCAACGGCACUGGCUUGAGCCUAACAAGUCCAUCUCCAAGCAAAUGAAAUCUCAUCCACCAUACACCAUGUGCUUUAGAGUGAAAUUCUACCCACAUGAACCCUUGAAGAUUAAAGAAGAGCUCACAAGGUACCUUUUGUACCUGCAAAUUAAAAGAGAUAUUUUCCACGGUCGACUGCUCUGCUCCUUUUCAGAUGCUGCCUACCUGGGUGCCUGUAUUGUGCAAGCUGAACUCGGUGAUUAUGAUCCUGAUGAGCAAGCUGAGAAUUACAUCAGUGAGUUUGAAAUUUUUCCAAAGCAGUCACAGAAGUUGGAAAGAAAAAUAGUGGAAAUCCAUAAAAAUGAACUCAGAGGCCAGAGUCCACCGGUUGCUGAAUUUAAUUUACUUUUGAAAGCUCACACUUUGGAAACCUAUGGGGUAGAUCCCCACCCAUGCAAGGAUUCAACAGGCACAACAACAUUUUUAGGAUUCACUGCUGCAGGCUUCGUGGUAUUCCAGGGAAAUAAAAGAAUCCAUUUGAUAAAAUGGCCAGAUGUCUGCAAAUUGAAGUUUGAAGGGAAGACAUUUUAUGUGAUUGGCACCCAGAAGGAGAAAAAAGCUAUGUUGGCUUUCCAUACUUCCACACCAGCUGCCUGUAAACAUCUUUGGAAAUGUGGGGUGGAGAACCAGGCCUUUUAUAAGUAUGCAAAAUCCAGCCAGAUCAAGACUGUGUCAAGCAGCAAGAUAUUUUUUAAAGGAAGUAGAUUUCGAUAUAGUGGUAGGGUUGCCAAAGAGGUGGUGGAGGCCAGCUCCAAAAUCCAGAGGGAACCUCCGGAGGUGCACAGAGCUAACAUUACUCAGAGCCGCAGUUCUCACUCUUUGAACAAACAGCUCAUCAUUAACAUGGAGCCCCUGCAACCCCUGCUGCCUUCCCCCAGUGAGCAGGAGGAGGAGCUUCCACUGAGAGAGGGUGUUCCACUGCCCAGGGAAGAAAUUUCUGCUCCACUGAUCUCCAGCUCACCAGUGAAAGAAGCCCGGGAGUAUGAAGACCCCCCAAGUGAAGAAGAUGAUAAAAUCAAAGAGGAGCCCUUGACCAUCUCUGAACUGGCCUACAAUCCAAGCGCCAGCCUGCUCCCCACCCCUGUGGAUGAUGAUGAGAUUGACAUGCUCUUUGACUGCUCAUCUAGGCUGGAAUUGGAAAGAGAAGACACAGAUUCCUUUGAAGAACUGGAAGCAGAUGAACAUGCCUUUUUGCUGGCUGAAGAAGAGGAGCUGAAGGAGGCUCACCGAGCUUUGACAUGGAGCUAUGACAUUCUGAGCGGCCAUAUUCGGGUGAACCCACUGGUCAAGAGUUUCUCCAGGCUCCUUGUGGUGGGCCUGGGGCUGCUGCUCUUUGUAUUCCCCCUGCUCCUCCUCCUUUUGGAGUCAGGUAUUGAUCUCUCCUUCUUAUGUGAAAUCCGCCAGACGCCAGAGUUUGAGCAGUUUCACUAUGAAUACUACUGUCCUCUGAAGGAGUGGGUGGCUGGCAAAGUCAAUCUUAUUCUCUACAUGCUGGGUUGCUCAUAAAUUUCCUAUCUCAGAUGACUAAGGGCUAUAUUCAAUACUAGUGAUUAGGUUUUUUUCAGCAAAUGCCUGGUUCUGAAUGGUCCUGGGGCCAUCAACAGGCAUUCUUUAUUCACAACUGAUUAUUCAAACCUUUAAGUUUGCUUUCCAUAAUUCACUGCACUUAAAUAAGUUAAAAUCAAAUACAGUUAUGUUAGUUAUAGGUCAAGAAGAUGACCUCUAAGUAACCAAAAAUGUUUUUUUUUAUUAUAGUACAGACUAACUCUUUAUUAUCACAAUACAUAACACAUUGAGCUGAAUUAGAUUUCCCAUUUUUUUAACAGCACCAUUAGAAGCUAUAGGUUCUUAGGAAAAACCCAAGAGAACAUUUUUGAAUAUAAUCCCUAGGAUUAUGUCCUCUAACCAAUGCCUAUACAACUAAAUUUAUGCUGGGUUUUUGUUUUUGUUUUUUUAAAAAUAUUUUUUAUGUGUUCAAAAUAUUUUGGUAAAUUUUUAGCAAAAAAAGAAGCCUCCUGGAGUUAUUUAAGUGUACAGAUCAUAAGACUAAUGCACUAGGGUAUGUUUGGGAAUUUUUUAAUGUUUUGGCACUGGUUUGUUUUUAAAAAUAUUUUUGGCUGAACAAUUCCAUAAUUUCUUGUUUCCUGCAUUUGAGAUAGAAAAUAAGUAGAAAGACACUAGCAUGUAAGUCACCCAGACGGAUGAUGGAACUGGAGGAUGUGGAAAUUGAGAGCAUCAAGUGGACACAGAGUGGUCAUUUUCAAAGUAUUUGGACAAGAUGACUUUUUUACUUUCAUUUGCAUUUUGUCCAUAUAUUUUGGCUAGGUAAAUGGAAGUGAAAUUUUAAAGAAAACAGUUAAAGAUAUGCAGUUAAUUGUAUCACCCAACAGUGGAAGCAGACGGGAACUGGACAAAUGGCAAGGAGCAAAAAUAGAGUCCUGGUGAGGCUGGUAGCCAAGUGAUGGUAGGCAGGUGCUCUACUUCAUGAACAAAAUUGUGAUGCAAGGUACUGGAUGAUGAAAAGCAAGCUAUUUGAGUGCACUAACUGUCAGAGUUGACAUUAAUAUGUUUAAGUGGACCCAAACAAGAGUGGAGAAUCUUGAAGGCAUACUUUUUUGGGUCCCUCAUGCCAUUCAUUGUGAUUCUGUAGAAGCAGCCUCAAAGAAGUGUAUAUAUGAGAGAAAGAAUGAAUAGGAUAGAUUUUGGCUUUUUGACAAAAGCCAAUGCUCUUCCCUAUGGUAGUCAUUAUACUCCUUUUCUUUCCUGAUUUUCUUAAGAUCUUAACUCAUUCAUAAUUGAAGAGCCCAUUAAGAAAGUGGAGGGGACUCAGAUGACACACCAUUUCAGUUUGAAGUUGCAUAAUGGCUCCCUAACCAGACAACAGGGGAAAGAAAUACUCUCAUACCUUCCAUUAUACCAUUAAAUCCAUGGCAGAAAACACUCUGAUGCCUUCCUCUGCAGUGUCCUUACCAAUACUAUGACUUCAGUGAGAAAGAAGAGAGUAUAGAGCUCAGGGUAUAGAGCACUGAGGUUCUCCAUGGAUUGAAAAUGUUUCAUUGCCUUCAUUUACAAAGAGGUUGGGCCACCUGUAAUCGCUCCCUAAUUCUAGUAGAUACUCCUACUCCAUCAUUAGCAUAAUUUACAAAUUGGCCAUUCUAAUCCUACUUAUUCAGUGGAGCUCUGAUUGCUUAUUGGAUAUUUAAUUUUGAAAAUAAGUUUUAAAAGGCAGCUCAUAAAGCCUUCAAUUGAGUAAAAUAUAAAAUAUAGUUGCUAUUAGGCUUAUAGGGUGUUCUUUCUCAUGUGCUUUCAGUGACUCAUUUUGCUUUUUUAAAUAAACAUAUUUUCUAUAGUUUUGGGGGGAAGUUUGCAAAUGGUCAGCUUUGAACUUGCAGGUUUUUCCCCCGACCUUUUUUUUUUCUAUAUGACUUCUAAGUCAGACGUCUGACAUAACAGUGCUCUAGUGUAGUCUACAUGAAAUAAACCCUUCUUCUAAAAAUCAUGCUUCAUAUCCCUCCCUUUUUAAGUUCUAAUAAUGACAAGUUAUUUAUCCCUCACCCUUUAAAAUAAUAUAUAAUAAUAUUUUUAACUUAUGGAAGUAAAUGUAUUGUCCAUUGUAAAACAUUUGAAAAUAUUGACAAUAUCACUUAUAGUUCAACCAUGCAGAUUUAUAUUAAGAAGUAAUAUUUUAACAUUUUCAUUUAAAAUCUUUUCUCUUAGUCAAAAAAUUUACUGUUUAAUAGAAAUGUCUUUAAGUGAAGGAAAUGACAGGGCAGGGUCUGCUGAAUUUAAACAAUAGCUACCAAAUAUAAAACUGGGAUCCUGGAAUGCCAUCUUAUCAGGAUAGAAUCAGAAUCUUUUAGAAAUAUCCAUCUAGGUUUUAGUAGGAGAGAAUCAUCAGUUACCUUAAUCAAAUGAGGAAAAGACUGCUUCCAAAGAUGAAGAGUAUAUAAUGUAGUGAGACAGAGCUCAAAGCAAGUGUGUGAGUAUAUGUAUAUUCUAUAUUAUUGGUGUAUAUGUGUUUAUACAUGAAUCUGUAUAUAUGUGUUGUAGGUGUGCACACACAACUGAUAGGCCCUUAUAUAUAGUUGUGUUUAUUUCUUCCCAUCUGAGGAAUACGUAACAUUAUUAUUGUCCCUUUCCCCUCUCAGCUAUCAUGGUGGAUAUAGUCCACCAACUGAAAGGUUGAAAUUUCCAUUAAAACCACUGUGUGUACCUUUGUGGUUAUAUAUACACACAUAUAUGGCAAAUACAUAUACACACACAAUCUUGCCUUUAGUGCUAAUACAAGUUGGAUUAUGAAACAAAAUGUAGGUAAAGUAUUGUGUAUUUCUGUCUGUGCUUGGAACAUAUUAUAAAGUGUUAUGUAUUUGGAAUAUAUCUUGUGGUUUGUCUAACAUUUAUAGAGACAACUUUGGGGAGAAUUCAAAAUGAGUUGAUUUCAUUGAAAUACCAGAGAUCUGGGGGCCAUGUUACCUGUGAUUGGAGCCUUACCUUUGUAUAGUAAAAUUUGCAUUUCUAUGUCAACAUCCAGUUUGUUCUAUAUGUUAAUUUGGUGGCAGGAAUCCCUAAUAAAAAUACU